CUACCUAGCCUAAACAUCAAACCAAUACCUAGUCUAAAUGUCAAACCAAUACCUAGCCUAAACGAUAAACCAAUACCUAGCCUUAAGGUCAAACCAAUACCUAGCCUAAACGAUAAACCAAUACCUAGCCUUAAGGUCAAACCAAUACCUAGCCUAAACGUCAAACCAAUACCUAGCCUAAACGUCAAACCACUACCUAGCCUAAACAUCAAACCAAUACCAAGCCUAAAUGUCAAACCAAUACCUAGCCUAAAUGUCAAACCAAUACCUAGCCUAAAUGUCAAACAAAAACCUAGCCUAAACGUCAAACCAAUACCAAGCCCUAAGGUCAAACCAAAACCUGGCCUUAAGAUCAAACCAAUACCUAGCCUUAAGGUCAAACCAAUACCUAGCCUAAACGUCAAACCAAUACCUAGCCUUAAGGUCAAACCAAUACCUAGCCUUAAGGUCAAACCAAUACCUAGCCUUGAGGUCAACCCAAUACCUGGCCUUAACGUCAAACCAAUACCUAGCCUUAACGUCAACCCACUACCUAGCCUAAACAUCAAACCAAUACCUAGUCUAAAUGUCAAACCAAUACCUAGCCUAAACGAUAAACCAAUACCUAGCCUUAAGGUCAAACCAAUACCUAGCCUAAACGAUAAACCAAUACCUAGCCUUAAGGUCAAACCAAUACCUAGCCUAAACGUCAAACCAAUACCUAGCCUAAACGUCAAACCACUACCUAGCCUAAACAUCAAACCAAUACCAAGCCUAAAUGUCAAACCAAUACCUAGCCUAAAUGUCAAACCAAUACCUAGCCUAAAUGUCAAACAAAAACCUAGCCUAAACGUCAAACCAAUACCAAGCCCUAAGGUCAAACCAAAACCUGGCCUUAAGAUCAAACCAAUACCUAGCCUUAAGGUCAAACCAAUACCUAGCCUAAACGUCAAACCAAUACCUAGCCUUAAGGUCAAACCAAUACCUAGCCUUAAGGUCAAACCAAUACCUAGCCUUGAGGUCAACCCAAUACCUGGCCUUAACGUCAAACCAAUACCU
Molecule: messenger RNA, 1038 nt
Organism: Lottia gigantea (owl limpet)
Lineage: Eukaryota; Metazoa; Mollusca; Gastropoda; Lottiidae
Exons: 2
Source: RefSeq, a predicted model, not a curated record